Nilaparvata lugens (brown planthopper) is the source of this 14244-nucleotide messenger RNA. Its product is annotated as zinc finger and BTB domain-containing protein 49. Lineage: Eukaryota; Metazoa; Arthropoda; Insecta; Hemiptera; Delphacidae. Gene Ontology annotation, biological process: regulation of transcription by RNA polymerase II. The coding region runs from base 493 to 2697 and encodes 734 amino acids. The transcript is spliced from 10 exons. The record is from RefSeq and is a predicted model, not a curated record. Gene Ontology annotation, molecular function: protein binding. Gene Ontology annotation, cellular component: nucleus.
CGCAGAGUUGAGUAGAGCUGUGAGGAGAAUCAGCUCCUCAGUGCCAAUCGAGCCGUACUCGUUCGUGGUCGUCGCGUCGGCAGCAGCUGGCGAGCGAAGCGAGCGCGCACACACAUACUACCCAGCAGUGACGUGAGACAACAACAAACUGAUCAUUUAAAAUGUGAACUGUUUAUUAAAAAUUUCAAAGUGGCGCCGCGCUCGCAAAAUCGAUUAUACACACUGACAGAGAGCUGGUGAACAGGACUAGAACUACUUUAGUACUCCGCAGUCGUUGCUCAGCCGCCUCCUCAGCCAACUCCUCAGUACUCCUCAGACGGGUGGCGUGCUGUGCUGUGCUGUGCCAACCUCAGCACGAGUAGAGCACGACUCACUCACACCAACACGGCAGAACAGUGUUCCUUACAUGUAGCAAGAUCCGCGCCAUGAUUACUGCAUAAAGAAUGAAACAAGACUUUAAAUUUCAUCGCAGUUAUUGGCAGGAUCACAGACAUGGGAAGUGAGCAUUACUGCCUGAGGUGGAACAAUCAUCAAAGCAAUCUGUUAGGUGUGUUCAGUCAGCUGCUGCAGGACGAGAGUUUGGUCGACGUCACUUUGGCCUGCUCGGAAGGGCUUUCCAUACGCGCCCACAAGGUAGUGCUGUCGGCGUGUUCGUCGUACUUCCGGUCGCUGUUCGUAGACCAUCCGAACCGCCACCCGAUCGUGAUCCUGAAGGACGUGUGCUUCGCCGAGCUGCGCACCCUCGUCGAGUUCAUGUACAGAGGCGAGGUCAACAUCGAGUACUGCCAACUGUCAGCCCUCCUCAAAACCGCUGAAAGUCUCAAGGUCAAAGGACUCGCCGAGAUGACGCAUCUUAGAUCAGCUGAUGCAGACGACUCAACAGACGCACGCUCACGCGACGAACGUAGCGGUGGCGGUGGCGGAGGUGCCGACACGCGAACGACGAUUUCCGCCGCCGACGACGUACGACCUCCCCCGCAACAGAUGUCACCGUCACCGCCUCCGAGCAGCACUACUGCCUCCGCGACCGCUACCGCUCCACCGCAACCGCCUCCAGCCGUGACCGCACUGUCACUGAAGCGGCCACCGCCCGCCGACUCGGAAUCGCCACCGCCCCCACGACAACCGCCUUCGCCGCAGCUCAACGUAACCGCCGCCGACAUGGACAACAACACAAUGGACGAGACCAUGACGCCCGACCAGAGUCGCUCACCUGAGCCGCGCUGCGACGAUGAUGACAGCCGCUCGUCCAUGCAGAGCAGCGGCCCCAGUGACAUGACCUACCGCUCCGCCCCUCUGCCUCCACUGCCCCCACACUCGCCGCUCGCCGGCCCGUCUGGAAUGCCGCCCGUUCAGCAAGUGCCCCUUUCGCUCAAAAAAGAAGUGGACUGGGAUAGGAACGACGACAAAAGCACGACCGGGGAGAGUUCAUCAGACUACAGGCACCCUCACGAUCCAGAGGUGUGCUUGGUGGAAGGCGUGUAUGCACCUCACUCUCGCUGUAUGCCGUUCGACCAGCUGAGCGGCAGCAGCAGUCGCUCGUCAACCCCGUUUGGGGCCCCUUGGGGGGCGCUGCUGCCCCCCGGGGGCGGUGACUCUCCCUCCGGCCACCCUGUCUCGCUAUUCGGUCUGCUGCAACACCAGGGCAUGCUCAUCGAACACCUACUGCCGUCCGCUGGCGCUGCCGGCGAUAGUGAGCCUGGCACUCUAAGAUGUCCAAUCUGCCUGGCGGGUUUCCCAUCGCCGUGGCUGCUAGAACAACACACAGCACUGCAGCACGCGGGUCAAAUCCCGCGAGGCGUGCUUCCCGCGCUGGGCAGUCCCGCGUCCACCUCCGAAUCAGGCUCGACGGCCGGCGGCGACGAGAAGCCCUUCCGCUGCGACCAGUGCGGCCAGAGCUACCGCUACCGCUCAUCCUAUCUCAAGCACCGCGAACAGAACCACCGCGCGCGGCUGCCCGCCGACAAACUGUUCACCUGUGACGUGUGCGGAAUGCAGUUCCGCUACCUCAAGUCAUUCAAGAAGCACAGGUUGAAUCAUGCGCUGGAACGAUUACACAACCCGUUCCACAGACCGGCGGCGGCGGGGGCGGGAGCUGGAGGGGCGGCAGUGGCCUCCGACUACAGCAUGACAACGGGAGGCCGUGGAGGCAGCGGCAGGGAGGCGUCGGGGGCGGCAGCCGGAGGCAGCAGUCGCUCAGACGAGGUCACCAGCAGCUCAUCCAACGAGACGGCCACGGGGGCAGGGCGGGGUGGCGAGGGACAGUCCCCUUACGCACCGCCUCCACCCGAUCAGGAUGACACCGUCGACUCGCUCGCUCUGUCCAUGGAGAAUAUGGAUGGAUCAGAGAGGUCGCUGAUCAACCUGCUGCGGCUGGGCGUGGAGUCGGACCUGCGUCACCGGCAGCCGGAGCGGCGCUCGUUCCCGUGCCCGUUCUGCGGCAAAGUGGUGCGCUCCAAGGAGAACCUGAAGCUGCACGUUCGCAAGCACACCGGCGAACGGCCGUUCGGCUGUCUGUUCUGUGGCCGCGCGUUCGGCGGCAAGAGCGACCUGACGCGUCACCUGCGCAUCCACACCGGCGAACGGCCCUACCACUGCGAGAUGUGCGGCAAAUGCUUCGCGCGCGCCGACUAUCUGUCCAAGCAUCUCACCACCCACAUACACAACUCGCAUUCGCACGCGCACCACCAACGUUAACUGCGCUCUCCGCUAGCCAAUCUCCCUCCCUCCCAUUCUUAACCGUUACUUAACGUCUAGAUAGCUAAUUCACUCCCGUCGUCGUCGUCUAAUGUAAUCGUUUGUGGUGCUCCCAUCAAAUUAUUCGAAUACUUUCGACAGUGUUGACAAUUGAAUGAUUUACAAUGUGGGGCUUUCAUUGUACUAUUGAUGUUAUAGAUUAGUUGACAGUUGAAGCAAUGUGGGGUUUUCAUUGUAGGUACUAUUGAUAUGAUGCGGUAGUUGACAGUUGAAGUAGUUGCAAUGUGGGGUUGAGGUUUUAAUUGUAUUUGGAACAGUUCUGGGUGAAUGUUUUGUGUAUCUUCUUCAUGUCAAUAUCAAGAUCAGGUGACAAUUAUUCACUUUUGGGAUCAAAGCAGUUUUAGGUGAAAGUCCGUUUGGAAUCUUCUAACCAUUGUAACGUAUCCUCUGUUCAUUCAUUGAUUGAUUGAAUUAUAACCUUUUCAAUUUGAAAAAAUAAUUGGGAAACGAUCAACAAUAAUAUUGAUGAAAUAUUACUCUGAAAACUUCAAAUAAGAAGUAACUCAAGAAACAUUUCUGGGAAAACUAUUUGUCAAUAAUGUACGGUACUGUUUUUCCAUUAACAGGAAAGGAAAUUUGAUAAAUCCAAGGAAUGAACCUCAGCUUCCAAUAAAUAUUAAAUAUUCUCUUUUCCGAAAAUUUAUGUAGUUAACUUUCACACCCAGUGUAAAUCUGUUUGAACAAAGCAUAGAGGUAUUUAGUCUCUUGUUGGAAUUAAGAUGAAUGAACUAUAUAAACAUGUUCAUUCUAUUCAAUAAGAUAAGAGUGAAAUAAGUGGGCAAUGAGUAAUUGUGGAGAAGAUAUACAACAUUAAAAAUUGGAAAAAAAUUAUAUUUCUAAUAACAACACAUUAUAAAAUGAGUAUAAUUUUAUCCUAUAAAUGAUAGGAUCGAUUAGCUGAAUUCUAUAGGAUGGGAACUGAAUAUCUGUGGUUGACAUGGAUAGACAAAUAUAUUAAAACAUAUACCGUCACUAAAGAAAGUGCUGCUCCAUUAUUAACUGUGAUUCAUCAAGUAGAACUUUGAAAUACUCCAUGACAGAACGUCGGCUUGAGAAAUCAACCAAUCAAUCGAGAACUUGAAUGAUUGAACUGAGUUUAACUGAUUCGUAUUAUAUUGAUGGGAGCAUUAUAGAUGAACCAAUUUCUUAAUAACUGCGAUAGUUAAGGUGAUGUGUUUUUUAAUAAAUUAUUACUAAUUUAGGUGUAUUAUUUAGCGAAGAAACGAAUAAAUAAAUUGAGGAUCAAAUUGAUGAACAAGUAAUGUUAUCGUGAAGCAUAUUUUAGAAAAGGAACUGUCGAGUUCUAACUCCUCAUUCGAAAUAAUAAAAAAUGCAUGAAAAGUGUGGUAUAUAAUAGUAUUUGGACUCAAACGUACUGAUUUUCAAUAACAAAUCAGUGCUGUAAUAGAAUGUUUUGCAUUUUUAUAUGUAUUAAGUAAAAGGUUUUGGUACGAGAAUUAAUUGCAUUGUGAUAUGAUAGGAGUAUUAAAUAAAUUGAAACAUGUUAUUUAUUUAGUAAAUGGCUCAACUGCAAUUUUUGAAACGAGAAGUCUGUUCAGGGUGAAAACUGCUCUCUGAACGUUUAGCUCAUCAUUUUUUGAUGUAAAUGAGAACAACGUUUUAAUUUUUAUGACAAGAAAGGAUUUUUUAAAGAAGAGCUUUGUGGCGUAUUACAUCUUGAACGGUCACCUCAAUUACAUUGCGAUCGAAAAUAUUACUCUCAACUAAUUUUUAAGGAAGGUGGAUAAGUUUAAUACUCGGAUUAUUGUGAUCUGUGGGUGGUGAGAUCUUCAGUGAGUUGGAACUCCUCCUCAUAGAAAAACGGCGCUGUUUGAUUCCAACAAUAGUUUUAAAGAUAAGCAACGUUGAUAUCUACCUCUGUUUAACACAAAUUCAGCUCUACCUCUUGUUAUUAGUUAUAAAGUUUGUUCACAAAAUCAGUGGCUAGUAGCGCAUGGCUCAACCAAUAAUUUAUUGUGAAGAAUUGAUGCCACUCAAAAAUUUUCUUAUUAUUGAAUGACGAAUAAUGUGAACUAAGUAAAUUCAAUAGUACAAAAGUCAUACUAAACAGUAUGCAAGAGUAACCUCAUUGAUUGACAAACAAAACUUUAGAAAUUAGAUACUAUUUUUUCCAAUUUCUGUCCAGUAUUUAGCUAUGCAAAGCAAAAUGUUUACAAAAUUAAACUUAUUCAAAGUGCAAAUUAAACGAAACAUUCAUACAAAUCUAGGUGUUACUAUAUUAUAACAAUAUUACCUCUUUCAGACUAAACUUAGGCUCUUAUUUUUGUAUACAUACAUUCAAGGAUAAUGAUUUAUCACAUGUGAUAAUGAAAUCUCCGUACAAAAAUUGUUUUAAAACGCUUUGAAACUAUUAAUGAACAAUAGAAAAUGUAUUUUAGAAAGACUUUCACUUGCUUUCAAUUAUUGUACUGAUUUCUCUUGCCAAAUAUAUAUGAUGUUCCUGAAUGAAUAGCCAUUGAGUAGUUGAAAGACGAGAAUCAACUCACGCGUCUAUUAAUUAUGGAAGAUCGAUCUUUCAAUAAUGAAUCGAUUCUAAAUGAGAAUUAACUUCUCUAAUGAAAGUUGCAUUCUUUAUUUAUGCAAGAUGCACAUUGAAUAGCAUUGUGCAAUGACCAAUCUGUUUCUUAUAAUUUUCAACUCAACUGUUUACUGUAUUUUCAGAUGUAAAAUCAUCUAUCCAAAAUAAGAAGUGAAUUUUGUAUUUGUUUAUGAAUAUUUGUCAUCUAGGUAGUCUCUGAUGAAUUUAAUAACUACCAAAAGUCAAAAUAUUCCUCACUAUUAAUCUCCGAUGAUAUAUUAUUGUUGAUGAUGAUUGGAAGCAAGUGAACGGUCAUUGCAAUAUCACCUCAUUUAUAUAGCCUACUUAAAUAAAUAUAACUUACUCGAUAUACCUCCAUUUUUUAUAAUACGUCACUGAAUCCAGGAAUAUGAGAAUCCAUGAAUAGAAUUCAGCAAUGAAUUCCAUUGAAAAUAUGAUUUUACAAAUAGCUCAUUAGUAAUAACAACUCAGUAAUUAUUGAGCUGUUCAGGAAUACCUCAAAAUACUCUUAUAUUAUAAAGUCAGGGUUAAUUUUGAUCGUAAAAUGAUUUGAGUGAAUUGUUGGCAUCCCAACUACUAUAUUGGUAUUUCUCUUUACAAAAUUAGUAAUUUCAUCAAUAAUAUAAUAAUCUUCUUUUCUAUUUCAUCGAAAUUGCCGUUGUGGAUGGAAUACAUUUUUAUUGAAUUAGGUACCUGUGUCUGAUUCCAGUUCUCUUGAAAUAUAAUCUAUUGAUGAGGACACUGAAUUCAAAGAAGUAUAUUUUCAUUAUAUUAUUAAUUUAUCGUACCAGAGGCAGCUCUGAUAUUAAUCAAUAUUCUAAUGGUUUUUCUGUAGAACCAACUGCCUAUUACUGCCAUAACCACACUGAUUGUGGUACAACUUGGUAAAAUCCUACCUCUUACAUUGAACACUCUUUGUAAAAAAUGUAUUUGAAUAUAUAUGAAUGCAAUUAUUAAUUGAUUUUGGAAUACAAGUGAUUUUUGGGUUGAAAUUCGAUAAUACGCCAUUUAGUACGGUAGCGAUUUUUAUGAUACAAUUGCUUCUUGUAUGGACAGAAAAAUUGUUACUAUUCUCGACAAUUCUAUCCUUUAAUAUACUUCAUCAAUCAUUCGAAGAUUGUUUAUGAUUGCAUAGUGAAUCUUAAAAAUCAAUUUAUUUCCUUUUUCGACAUUAAAAGAAUAAUUGAGUGAAUAAUAAUCAAUUAAAUUCUAUUAAUAGUUAAUACGGUAAAUAUGCUACCUGGACGAUUGAAUUAGAUUUUUCUAGCAAUAUAAAUAAGAUUUUUUUACUCUUUGUUGAAUAAAAGCAAGAACGGUCUCAUCCGAGUAAUCUUAAGCAACAAGAACAAGAAACUUGUUACUUCCAAGUAGUAACAAGAACUUUGAUCCAGAUUUAAUUCAUUUCCAUCAAAAGUAAGUUAAGAAAUGUAGUCUUAAAUUAUUUCUUAUCUUUUUAAGAUUUGUGAUUGAUGGAUUUCAUAUUGCCUACUUUUGUUUUUUUUUUACUAAUAAAAUAAAUUAGAUCUUAAUGAAUAAUAUGAAAAACUAUAUAAUGUUCACUACCCACUCAUUGUGAUAAUUAUUUCUAUAUAAUUCGGAGAGUAACUUUUUUUGUCCAAACAACAUUAUGCAAUUGAUUAAUUGAAUAGAAUAUAAAUUUUGUACUGACAAGAAAGUCUUAGAAUGGGAAUGUAAUGUGAUCAAAUGUAUUUAAUAGGAAUGUAAGAACAGUUACCAAACAAACUUUUUUGUUUGAUCUUCAUUUGAUUUUAUGAGUGUUAAAUAUAUUGAUGUCUAUAAUACUCUCCUCGAAAUAGCAGAAACUUAAAAAACAAUAAUAAAUGUUACAUCAGUCAGUGCAUCAAUAUGUAGUAAGUACUUGUUGGAGGGAAUCUAUAUGUAAACAGAACUUGUGAACUCAAUUUGUAUGGAUAAUCCACAUAGGAACAAAACGAAUGUGAUAAAGAUUAGAUUGUGAUGAAAGCUUGACAAUUAAGUAUGAGAUUUUAUGGUCACGUUAGGGUUAGAUAGCUAAUUUAUUAUGUUAUUUAUUUCUGCACAUUUUUUAAGCAACAUUAGCUUGCUAGUAUACACAAAUUUUCAUCCUAACUUCUCAAUAAAAUAAUAGAAUAUCCAUUAUUUCCUAUCAUUAGAAGCAUACUAUUGCAUAAUAUGUAUCUUGAAACUCUGAUGUUUUGUACACUUUGAAUCAGAGUUGACUUAAAUUGUAUAGAUUUCUAAGACAUCUAUAUUUUUCUGUGAUAUGUUCUACUUUCUUACAUCUACAUUAUUCUAAUACCUCAAGUAGUAAUGAUAUUUCUCGAUUUUUCAUGCACUAAGCUUCUAAAAAGAUUGGAAGGGUUUAAUGUAACUAAAAAGUGAACCAAUAUUGUAAAACUCUUAGUUGAUUCAAUGAUUAUUUCAAAAUAUUAUGAGUAUUUACAAUUUAUUUUUGAUAACUUCUAAUCACUCUUCAACAAUAGCUUAAUAAAAGGUUCCGUUUUUAUGGAUUUGUUUUUCGAGAGACCAUAAGUUAGAGAUAGGUAGAGAAAAUCGAAAUGGGUGAUAUUUUUGUAAGGCUAGGAUAGGAUGCGUCGUCGGUGAUAGGACAUUAUUGUGUUAGAAAUGAGGUGUGGUGAAAGUCACUGCACCUUAGACAUUAGACAAGUGCUUCCUUGAUAUCAAUUAUGUAAUUGGGAGUGAUACGACGUAGAGUUGUUCUACUCAGAAAUAAUAUGUGAUAUUUGUUAUGGAAAGCAGAAAUUCAUUUGAGAAGGGGUUUACAAUGACUGCACUAGCACUAAUAUUUGUAAAAAUAAAGCUGUAAAUACUAUAUUUAUACAUAUGUGUAUAAAAUAAUUAUAAAUAAAUUAAUAGUUAUAUAUAUACAUAGAUUAAAAACAUUUGUGAUAAAGUAAAUUUAUAAAUGCCAUAUAAUAUACUAAUGUUGCCAUAUUUUAACAAACAAAAAAAAGAACAAACUCAUGAAGAAUAUUCAAAAGAUGAUCCCUGACUUAAUCAUAUUGAGCAAUGGUGUUGGGAAUGUCUACUACAUUCAGAAAAAUGAAAGCAAUUGAAGACUGAUAGAAAUGGACAUAGUGAUACAAACAUUAUUUAUCCUAUCAAUGAUAAUUAUCAAUUAUUAUUAUUAUUAUUAUUAUUGAUCUCCAAAAUCCUAAUCGAUACAGUAAAAACAUGUAUUGGAGGGAUUCGAUCAUUUGAAUAAACUUCAUGCUCACUAUUCUUUUUCUCACUUCUUCUCUAAGUAAUAAUAUUGGGAUUGAAUGUCCACUGAAUUUGCUGGCUCUUCUAAUCAAAGUUUCAGUUCACGAAUUUUUUAUAUUCUAUUUCUAUACCUUGAUUAAUAACCAUCUAAAUAAUAAUAAGAAAAUUUGCAGAUAUGUACGUCAUGAUAAUUUUUAUAUAGCCUAUUGUUUAAUCAGUUUAUGUAAAGAAAGUAUAUAAUUCACAUCUGUUCUAUUGGUGCUAUAUAAUUACAGGGAACUUAAAGUUCUUUUUUUAAAUACUGUAAAGUAGUAAGCUACUUGUUACAAUUGUUUAUCAGGCUAUGUGAUGUAGGAAUCUUUAUGGAUUAAAAUAAUGUUUUUUAUGUAAGUAGAGUUGUGGUACAUCUCCUAUUUUGUUGUAUGGAAAGACUCGAUUGAUACAUUGAGAUAAUUAUAUAGUUUUGAACAGUUACUUAAUAAUAAUUCAUCAAGGCUCUAUUUGAAACAAUUCUAGCUGAAAAAUAGUUUUCAGUUUAAAACUUUUUUUGGACUGGCGAUUCAAGCUUGAAAAAAUGAGUUUUUAAUAUAAAUAUUAUAAAUUCGAAAGAAUAUUAUGAGUUUGGUACUUGAAGAUCCUCACAAGUAGGAAUACGUUAUUAUUUUUUAUUUGUAAAAUUUCAGAGAGUUCCUCUUACUCCUUCCUCUUAUUCUCACUCAUGUUUCACUAUUCAUUAACAGGUUUCAUUUUCAUGUAGUCAUUUGAAACUCAUGCACAGUCAAAGCAAAAGGGAAAGGUCAGUAGUCUUGCAGUCCAAAGAUAAUAUCACUGAUCACUUAUCUCUGUUUUUUAUGCUUGCUUUAGUAUUCCACUGUGUAUGUGGAAGUACUAUAUCACUUCUUCAAACUUGUUAUACGUCUUGCUGUACCAAGUAUGGUGCCUCUGUAGGCAUUGUGAAUACUGGAAUAUACCCAAUCACUAUUAUCGAGCACUGUGAAAUAUCAUCGAUUGGGACACGACUUUCCAAUAAUCUUCUCCCACUCUAUGUUCACAUGCCUUUUUUCAAUGGUGAACUUCCAAUUGAUGAGUGCCAUAUCAGUUUUUUUCAAUUCAGUAUGAUCUACCAAUUUAAAUUAUAAAAUCUUAUGAACUUUAUCGUCAAUAAGCCUCAAACCUAACGAAUACCGUACGUUGAGGAUAACCCUCCUCUUUGGUGAAAUCCAAAGCUGUUCCAAAAAUAAUAUAUCUCAAUUCGGUUUAAAUAAGAGUCAUCUAAUUGAAUUAAGAUAGUUUUUCAUUCAUAUUUGUAUGAGAAUUAUUGUUGUAUUUAAUAAUGAGAAUAUUUUGAAAAGGGUAGAAAUUUUUUUUCAUCGAUCGCGAUGCAACUUGAAAUUUGAUUAAUCAAUCCUGUCAUCUUUUUAAUUCACAAAUCAAUAAUAUAUAAUCAUAUAGAUAGACCUAUCUAUUAGAAAGUCCUGUUAUACCCACAAGUUUCCAUGGAAAUUCCAAGAUUAUUCUUAUUCCUUUCAAUUAUUAUUUUACUUCUUCCAGAUGGCACUUUCAUUUGAAGAUGCCUCCUCACAUCACACAUAUUAUUUCCUUAUAUUGAGAGGAUUUUUCGAACAUCACUAUCUUAUUUAUAUAUGUUACUUGUAAAUGAUUCUAUAUUAAGCAUAUUACCGGUGAAUUGAUCAUGAAAUCUUUUCAUUCAAGCUUGUUGCCUGAUCCUUUACUGAGUAAUACUGAAUUUCAAUUGGGAGUAGAUGGUUUUUGAGAAGAUGAAAUAAUUAUGACUUUAGAUGUCUGAUAAAAAUUUAUUAUUUUCAUUGCGGUCAAGUAGGCUACUGUAUCACAUUUGUUUAUUUUUUAAGUCUCUUAUUUUAUUUAUUUUCAAGGUUAAAAAUAUUAAAAUUCUUAUAACAACGAAAAAAUGUCCUCUUGAAUAUACAUUCAUACUUGUUAUCGUUGGAACUUGUGCAAUACUUGAUAAUAAAUAAUAUGAUUAACACAAUUGGAAUUUGUUGGCUGUUGAGAGUGCGCUCAGUAGAUGGAAAAGUUAUAAAUAAAUGUUUUUCAAUAAGGAAAGUUCAAAAACAGGAAGCAGAAUAAUUUUUUCUGGUUUCCUAUUGAAUAUGUUAUGUAAGAAAAGUUCAUGGAGCAUGUGUGGAAAUUUUUAGUAAGGGUAAUUUUUAACAAAACUCUUGAUAUUCUAAGUGGUCUAUAUGUCUCUUAAAACACGCUACCUUACAAACCUUUUGCAAUAUUUAAAUGUAAUGGCGACAUUAAUUGUUAUAGCAAUUUCUAUUCUUGUAAUACGGUAAUGAUUGUGCAAUGAAUCAUCUAUAACUACUGUACCACAUCUAUAGAGAGCUCCGAUUGUUUCUGUGUCUCUGUUUCAAUCGAUAUUAUGAUCAUUGAUUACAACUCUGAUCGACAAUGAACUUAUUGAAAAUAAUGUAACAAUAUCCUCUACAGUGUGCACAUUGUCUUGCGAUUUGUUGUGAUAUAAAUAUGUUAAAUAUAAAUAUUUAAUAAUUAUAAUCGAUGUUAGUAUCAGAUUUGAAUUUAAAUGUCAGUUGAAACUUUUAAUAUCUGUGUAUCUUAAUAGUGAUAAAAAUAUUCAAUGAAACUCCAUUUUAUUAUUAAUGAUAUUUGAAUAUACGGUAAUUGAGAAUUGACAUGUUUAGCUUAAUGGUAACAAAUUUGUUCUAGGUUAUAGAUCGAUUAACUGUUUUAAAGUUUUAUUACUAUUAACAAUAACUUAGGAUUAAUAAAUGAAUUAAGCUGAAGCUGUUCUAAUAAUAAUCCAGCCGAGGCUGACAGUCGGACAUGUCAAACGCUGAGCCGAGCCGAUAGGAUAAGUGAUAGAAAUACAACAAACCGUGAUGAUAGACAGAGAGAGAGUGAGUGAUCGAUGGCACGCGGUGUGGCAGUUCGACCGAUAAGUCUUUCAAAAUGUUGGUCGAUAGGUCGGUCAGCUUCCGACCACAGAUUCAUUAAUAGCAAUAUUCUUCUAUAAUAAAAUAAGUCAGUCCAUAAAAAAUGUGUAUCCUCCUUGGGUCAAACACUAUAAAACUUCUGAAAAUGCAGCCGCAUAAGAGUAGUUGAACUUUUUCUCCCGACUGAACCAUCUAUAACAUUUUUUAUAAAGAAACACAUAAUAGAACCCACUUCAAAGGCGGAUAAUGUAGAGUAUGUUCCAAAUAGAGCUCUCAAUAGAGGAUCUCAAUAAAUACAUAAGCAUAAUAAGUAGCGUAAAUUUUCAAAUUUGAUCACCUUUUUAUUUUCUUGCAGAUAAAUUAUUAAAUAAACAAAUAAAAUGUGAAUAGAAAUGAAAUAUAAAAUAGUUUUUUUCAAAUUGUUAAAAGCCAUCAAAUGUUUUUGUAAUCAGCGCAAAUAUGACCGAAAAGUUUCUUAAGCUUUCAUCAACUUACCUGUGCAUACUGAUAGCCUAGCCACAGGUGAGGUACCGUAAUUAAUUUUAUAUAUUUGGAUGUGCUAAACACAAAAUAAGAUGUUUAGAAAUAGCAUUUUCCUAUCUAUAAAAUAUGUUAAAAAGAUGAUUGGAAUUAAUUCAAGUAGGAACUUUUACUUCGAUUUCUCAGUCUUUUAAAUUGGUCUUUUUAUUAUAUAAUUGGUCAACAAAUGUUAACCUUUAACAAGGUUGGAAUGUAUAUGUUUAAAAAAAACCGAUAACUUGCCUGAUCCUUAUGUUUCCAGUUUCAUAAAAUUAGAAUUAUUGGUCUAAUAUUUGUUUUUUAAUACACGGAUACCUCGGUAGUUUACAAUGUAGCACAACAUUUUAGAACUCUUUCUAUUUCACAUUCCUUUUGAAUUGAUUAUAAAUUAAUAAAUAAAUCGCAAAUGCAGUAACGUAGUCUGCUUUACCUUAGAUGUUCAUUUACUGAUCAAAAUCUAUUACAUUUUUGCGGAUUACCUUCAUGCAUGAUGCAUUUAUCAUGCAUAAAUUAUCAUCUAUGUCAUUAUGGAAGAAUAUUUCUAUUAUUGCAAUCUGUUUUUCCGACUCUGGGACAAAUUUUGCAGGGUUAGUCGAUUUCGCAGACCAAAAUACCCUAUAUCCUGCAACUUUGUUCUGCUGAAAUAAAUGAGCUACGAUGUGAUUUACCUGGCCUUGUGUAGGGGAAGGAGGUUUAGCGAUAAAACAAUUUUUUACAAUCCAGAUUUUAGUGAGACGAGCGAGAGAAAGAAUGAUUGAGUGCGCAAACGUCGCACUUUAGGCUAGUGUGUGAUAAGCAUAAAGUAACACGUCGCGUCAAGAAGGCAAUAAAAUUCGCUGAGUUUUGAAUGUGUACACUCUACAGAAGUAGGAUCCAAUGUUGAAAUUUUGAGUCAAAUUAUCCUCCAACGAUUUUGAAGAUUGAUUGUGAAUUUCUAGGGCGUGCUUAUAGACUUCUUCAAGAUCCAAUUUUGUGAUGUGAGAGUGUGAUGAAUGAUGAAAGGUAUAAUCUUAAUUCAUCUACUAUACUUACUUCUCUCUCACACAAGUUUAGAUCUGAGGAGCUAUUAACAUUGCUGAAAUUUUCUCCAACGGAGAUGAUAGAAAUCAAUUCGAGUCUAAGAAUGAAUAUAAUUAUCCUAAAUAAUUUAGGCUGGAUCUGAAUUGUUAGACUAGCCUGGUUAGGAAUCGGAAUAGAGUAGCCAGAAGCGAUAAAAUGGGAAAUUGGAAAAAUAUUCACGAAAAGAUUUCUAAGUCCAAAAAAAUUAUAAUUCUUGGAGUAAGAUAAGAGCCUGCAUGUCUUCUCUCACGAUCCUGAGAACAAGAGACGUUCAUCUCAACGCUCAUUGACAGUGGAAAUGCAAUAAUAGAUUAUAAAAAAUAAGCACACAAACCAUAGCCUAUAAUCCAUAGUUUGUGCUCACAUUGGUAUUGAUCUCCAAGGUAGUGUACGCAUUCAAUGACUCGACAAAAUUUCAUGUAAAACAACUUGUUUUCAUUGUUUCUACUACCUCAUUUUAAUAACAUAAUUUAUUCAACUUAUAAAAUAUUUUUACAAUUACGAUAAUACUAUCUUUAUCUUAUGUAGCAAAGAUCUUAUUUACUGUUUAGUGUAGCAAAGUUAUUUAUUUGAAAUGUAUUAUUUAUUUUUAUAUUGAUUAUCUGUACAGCUAUACAUUCAAAUGAAAAUUGAAGCACAUCUGGCAAUCCAAACGCAUUCAACAAAGUAAUGAUCCAAAUCUUCAACAAAUCCCACAAGUUGAUUUUACGCGAUUAUAUUCCACGAGGAUUUUUCUGGAUUUAAAAACAAAAUUAGAAGAAAAAAUGUAAAAGUAUUGAAAAAUAUACUUGAUACUCCAAUAAUAGAACAUUGCGAAAUCUCCUAAAGUCUACUAUUAAUGAUAGUGAGUCUCUUUCCUUUUAUUCCGAUUUAUAAUAGUUAUUCUAUUAAACAAUCAUUGAUCCCAAUACCAGAUAGUGAAGAUUGUUCGACAGAAAAUACACAGCUUGUUAUGCUCUGGAUUGACAGUUGCUACAAUAUUAAUUAUUCUAUCAAACUGAGUUCGUAUUUUGUUUUGUUAUCAUGUUCUUUCUGAUCAAAGCAUAGAAAAACUUAAUUCAGCAGGUUGUUGAUUUUAUGGCUAAACAGUUAUGUUAAAACAAUAUGUGUUAUAAAGUAAAUUAUCGAAAUAAAUUUGAUGUACUGUUUGUUCCAAUGUGAUUUGAUUACAAGAUAAGAAAUAAA